ACAGUCGUUGUCACUGAGCGAGAGGUGAAAUGGAGCAGAAAGGAGUUCAGCUGGACCAGGAAACCUUCUCUUGUUCCAUCUGUCUGGAUCUACUGAAGGAUCCGGUGACUAUUCCCUGUGGACACAGCUACUGCAUGAACUGUAUUAAAAGCCACUGGGAUGUAGAGGAUUAUAAGUACAGCUACAGCUGCCCUCAGUGCAGGAAGACGUUCACACAGAGGCCUGUCCUGCUGAAAAACACCAUGUUAGCAGAUUUAGUGGAGGAGCUGAAGAAGACUGGACUCCAAGCUGCUCCUGCUGAUCACUGCUAUGCUGGAGCUGAAGAUGUGGCCUGUGAUGUCUGCACCGGGAGAAAACUCAAAGCACACAAGUCCUGUCUGAUCUGUCUUGUCUCUUACUGUGAGAAACACCUUCAGCUUCAUUACGAUGUAGCUCAGUUAAAGAAACACAAGCUGGUGGAGCCGUCCAAGAAGCUCCAGGAGAACGUCUGCUCUCGUCAUGAUGAGGUGAUGAAGAUGUUCUGUCGUACUGAUCAGCAGCUUAUCUGUUAUCUCUGCUCUGUGGAGGAACAUAAAGGCCACGACACAGUCUCAGCUGCAGCAGAGAGAGCUGAGAGGCAGAGAGAGCUCGAGGGGAGUCGACAAAACAUCCAGCAGAGAAUCCAGGACAGAGAGAAAGAUGUGAAGCUGCUUCAACAGCAGGCGGAGGCCAUCAAUCUCUCUGCUGAUAAAGCAUUGGAGGACAGCGAGAAGAUCUUCACUGAGCUGAUCCGUCUCCUGGAGAAAAGAAACUCUGAUGUGAAGCAGCAGGUCAGAUCUCAGCAGAAAAGAGAAGUGAGUCGAGUCAAAGAGCUUCAGGAGAAGCUGGAGCAGGAGAUCACUGAGCUGAAGAGGAAAGACGCUGAGCUGAAGAAGCUCUCACACACAGAGGAUCACAACCAGUUUCUACACAACUACCCCUCACUGUCACCACUCAGCCAAUCUACAUCCAGCAUCCAUAUCUGUCCUCUGAGCUGCUUUGAGGACGUGACAGCAGCCGUGUCAGAAGUAAGAGAUAAACUACAGGACGUCCUGAGAGAGAAGUGGACAAACGUCUCACUGACAGGGACUGAAGUGGACGUUUUACUGCCACCACCAGAGCCCAAGACCAGAGCUGGAUUCUUAAAAUAUUCACGUGAAAUCACACUGGAUCCAAACACAGUAAACACACAGCUGUUAUUAUCUGAGGGGAACAGGAAAGCAACAUACAUGUAUCAACAUCAGUCUUAUUCUUGUCACCCAGACAGAUUCAGUAACCUGUCUCAGGUCCUGAGUAGAGAGAGUCUGACUGGACGUUGUUACUGGGAGGUGGAGAGGAGAGGGAGAGGAGGAGUUUAUGUAGCAGUCGCAUACAAGAAUAUCAGCAGAGCAGGGAGGUCGGAUGAAUGUGGAUUUGGACGAAAUGACAAAUCUUGGGCGUUAGAUUGUAACAACAACAAAUAUACAUUUUGGUCCAACAAUGUCCAAACUCCCGUCUCAGGUCCUGAGUCCUCCAGAGUAGGAGUGUACCUGGAUCACAGUGCAGGUAUUCUGUCCUUCUACAGCGUCUCUGAAACCAUGACUCUCCUCCACAGAGUCCAGACCACAUUCACUCAGCCCCUCUAUGCUGGACUAACGCUUUAUUAUUCUUAUAGAGAGAGACUUCUGUUAUAUGCUGGACUGGAUUUUUAUGUUUAUUCUGGAUCCUCUGCUGAGUUGUGUAAACUGUCAAAACCUCCCAGCACAGCUGUGAACCUGCAGACACACCUGUCCGACUGUAUAUGGACUUCCCUCUGCAGGACGUCCUGUAGUUUAUCUCUGACUUCUGACACGGCUGCUGUCACGUCCUCAAAGCAGCUCAGAGGACGGAUAUGGAUGCUGGAUGUAGAUUGGCUGAGUGGUGACACGAGAGGUGAAAUGGAGCAGAAAGGAGUUCAGCUGGACCGGGAAACCUUCUCUUGUUCCAUCUGUCUGGAUCUACUGAAGGAUCCGGUGACUACUCCCUGUGGACACAGCUACUGCAUGAACUGUAUUAAAAGCCACUGGGAUGAAGAGGAUUGUAAGUACAUCUACAGCUGUCCUCAGUGCAGGAAGACGUUCACACAGAGGCCUGUCCUGCUGAAAAACACCAUGUUAGCAGAUUUAGUGGAGGAGCUGAAGAAGACUGGACUCCAAGCUGCUCCUGCUGAUCACUGCUAUGCUGGAGCUGAAGAUGUGGCCUGUGAUGUCUGCACCGGGAGAAAACUCAAAGCACACAAGUCCUGUCUGCAAUGUCUGGCUUCUUUCUGUGAGAAACACCUUCAGUUUCAUUAUGAAUCAGAGACAUUCAAGAAACACAAGCUGGUGGAGCCGUCCAAGAAGCUCCAGGAGAACGUCUGCUCUCAACAUGAUGAGGUGAUGAAGAUUUUCUGCCGUACUGAUCAGCAGCUUAUCUGUUAUCUCUGCUUAAUGGAUAAACAUAAAGGCCACGACACAGUCUCAGCUGCAGCAGAGAGAGCUGAGAGGCAGAGAGAGCUCGAGGGGAGUCGACAAAACAUCCAGCAGAGAAUCCAGGACAGAGAGAAAGAUGUGAAGCUGCUUCAACAGCAGGCGGAGGCCAUCGAUCGCUCUGCUGAUAAAGCAGUGGAGGACAGCAAGAAGAUCUUCACUGAGCUGAUCCGUCUCCUGGAGAAAAGAAGCUCUGAUGUGAAGCAGCAGGUCAGAUCCCAGCAGAAAAGAGAAGUGAGUCGAGUCAAAGAGCUUCAGGAGAAGCUGGAGCAGGAGAUCACUGAGCUGAAGAGGAAAGACGCUGAGCUGAAGAAGCUCUCACACACAGAGGAUCACAACCAGUUUCUACACAACUACCCCUCACUGUCACCACUCAGCCAAUCUACAUCCAGCAUCCAUAUCUGUCCUCUGAGCUGCUUUGAGGACGUGACAGCGGCCGUGUCAGAAGUCAGAGAUAAACUACAGGACGUCCUGAGAGAGAAGUGGACAAACGUCUCACUGACAGGGACUGAAAUGGACUUUUUACUGCCACAACCAGAGCCCAAGACCAGAGCUGGAUUCUUAAAAUAUUCACGUGAAAUCACACUGGAUCUAAAUACAGCAUACACGCAGCUGUUAUUAUCUGAGGGGAACAGGAAAGCAACAUUAAUGAGACAACAACAGUCUUAUUCUAGUCACCCAGACAGAUUCACUGACUGGUAUCAGGUCCUGAGUAGAGAGAGUCUGACUGGACGUUGUUACUGGGAGGUGGAGAGGAGAGGGAGAGAAAUUUCUGUAGCAGUCGCAUACAAGAAUAUCAGCAGAGCAGGGGGGUCGGAUGAAUGUGGAUUUGGAUACAAUGACAAAUCAUGGGCGUUAUAUUCUAACAACAACAAAUAUACAUUUUGGUCCAACAAUGUCCAAACUCCCGUCUCAGGUCCUGAGUCCUCCAGAGUAGGAGUGUACCUGGAUCACAGUGCAGGUAUUCUGUCCUUCUACAGCGUCUCUGAAACCAUGACUCUCCUCCACAGAGUCCAGACCACAUUCACUCAGCCCCUCUAUGCUGGACUAAUGGUUUAUUGGACUGGAGAGUCUGCUGAGUUGUGUAAACUGAAAUAG
Molecule: messenger RNA, 3602 nt
Organism: Sander lucioperca (pikeperch)
Lineage: Eukaryota; Metazoa; Chordata; Actinopteri; Perciformes; Percidae
Exons: 4
Coding region: 30-3602 (1190 amino acids)
Molecular function (GO): zinc ion binding; protein binding
Source: RefSeq, a predicted model, not a curated record